This is a messenger RNA of Scleropages formosus (Asian bonytongue), 3321 nucleotides long. RefSeq names its product inner centromere protein (gene incenp). Bases 159 to 2837 code for a protein of 892 amino acids. The record is from RefSeq and is a predicted model, not a curated record. The transcript is spliced from 20 exons. Lineage: Eukaryota; Metazoa; Chordata; Actinopteri; Osteoglossiformes; Osteoglossidae. Gene Ontology annotation, cellular component: nucleus; meiotic spindle midzone; kinetochore. Gene Ontology annotation, biological process: metaphase chromosome alignment; mitotic cytokinesis; meiotic spindle midzone assembly.
AGGCGGAUGUGAAGAACUGGAGAGAGGGGACAGGUAGACCUCGGGCUGCGGGUGGACUUGACUCCGGAUAGCAGGUCGGUGUUUGGGGUAUUAAACCAGUCACCUGCCGUGGCUCUCCUGUUUUUACACAUCGCCUGAGACGGGUUAAGGGUGCAAUCAUGAGCCUCUUUUUAGCAACCAUGCGCUCCCUCAGGGAGAUGUUCACUGAGAAACUCCAGGAGUUCCAGGACGAAGUGGAGAACGUGCACAUGGUGUGGCUGCAGGAGAUUCAGCAGGAAGCGGUCCGCAUGUUCUCCAGUGACUUUAGCGCGGAGCCAGAGUUGAUGCCGAAAACCCCCUCUCAAAAGAAGAGCAACCGCAGGAAGAGAGUCUCCCUUAGCCGUGGGGAUACCCGUAGUAAGAGACGCUUCUCCAGGGGCACGCGGAGUAAUCUGCGUCGGUCAUCAGUGCAAACGCUUGUGCUCAUUGCUGAGGAGGCCGGAGUCCCGGACCUGGAUGCGCAGUCCAGCACGGACCCAGAGCAACCGAAGCGCAACACUCGCCGCAACAAGCAGCAGGAGGCCAUUGCGGAGGCUGAGGCUGCCAAGCGUGUGACCCGCAAAGGGGCCCGCGUAGAUGUUGGGGAACCUGAAAUGGGGACUUGGCCAGACACACAGCCCGCCGCUCCACCUGACAAAAAGCCUGCUGAGGAGUCUCAGAAGACAGAAGAAAAAGAGGUGGUGGAGGGGAGGGUGGCAGUGGAGGCGGAGCCGUGUACCUCCGCCGUUCCGUCCCAGGAUGCCUCUCGCCUCUCCCCUCAGAGGCUGGAGCCAAUCGUGCUGGUCUCGGCUGCGGACCGCCGCUCUGCAGAGCUGCAGCUGGAGCAGAUGAAUGCUGUUGGGCGCCUGGCUACCAAGGUGGCCAUUGCUGGAACUCAGGCGACGGCAUCCCGCCGCUCCUCUAUGCGCCGCUCUUCCGUGCGCUGCUCCCUCUCUCGGCGACGUUCGCUGAGUGGCUUGCGACACAGCAUGACCCAGGAGUCCAUGCGACGUGCUUCCCGGCGCUCUUUCCUCAAGAAGAAAGCCAGGCGGAGCAGCUCUGCUGGUAGCAGUACCAGCGAGGAGGUGAUAGUGGAGGCAGAAGAAGAGGCGGGAGAACAAGUGGAGUGUGCACUGCCUGAAGAUGGUGUCCAGGUGAUGGCAGGACCAGAGGCACCACAACCAGAGGUGGUGGUAAUGGUGGAAGAGGAAAUUGUGACGGCGGAGGAUGACAAUAUACGUCGUUUCACACGUUCCAUGGCUCAGACCACUGUCACCCAGCCUGCUGCCUCAAAUGCAGGAAGACCCCACACACCAACCACAGAUGGCAGUGGGGAGAAGCCAGCAGCAACAGUCUCUAGUCUCAGGGUGAACCCCAGCAACAAGCGUUUGGCCUCUAGCUCUGAGGACAUUGGUACCCCUAAAAAGAAGCCCUCUCCUCCCAAGAAGAUGUCAAGUACAAUCAAGCCCAACAUGAGGUCCUUCCUCCACACUGUACAGAAAAAUCAGGUUCUCAUGUCAACUCCUGGGUCGCUGGGCCGAAAUGCCAUCAUGAAAUCCUUCAUUAAACACACAACUCCGCUCAGAGUGGACACAAAGCCGUCCAUUGGUUUGGUCGAGCGUGAACGUCUGCGCCUAGAGGCUCUGAAAAAGAAGGAAGAGCAAGAGAUUGAGAGGAAGAAAAAAAUGGAAGAGGACAAGAAAAGGAAGCAGGAGGAGAUGAAAAGAAAGAGAGACGAGCGCUUGCGGAAGGUGGUUGAGGCUCGAGUCAAGGAGGAACAGAAGGAGGAGGAGAAAAAGAGAAAGAUUGAGAUGAAGUUUGCCCAGAUGGAGGAGAAGAAUGAUAAGAUGCGGGUUGAACGGCUGGCGGAGGAGAAGGUGAAGAAAAAGGUGGCGUCCAAACGACAAGAGGAGCUGGAGCUGAGACGGAAGCAAGAGGAGGAAGCCAGGCGGAAGAAGAUUCAGCAAGCGGAAGAAGAGAAGAGGCAACAGGAGCUGCAGGCCAAGCGGCGGGCAGAAGAGGAGCAGGAGAGAGCUCGCAAACUGGCAGAGGCACGACGGGCCCAAGAGCGUGAGCGAGAGCUGGAGAAAGAGCGAGAAAAGGAAAGGCUGCGGCAGCAGCAGGCUGCUGCAGAAAGGGAGCGACUGGAGCGGGAGAAAGCUGCGGCACUCCAGAGGGAGUUGGAGAAGGCUGCCCGAGAGAAGGAGCGCAGGGAGGCAGAAGAGAGGAGACUGAAGGCGGAGCUGGAGAGGCAAAAGGCAGAGCAGGAGAGGCUGGAGAGGCAAAAGGCGGAGCUGGAGAGGCAGAAGGUGGAACAGGAGAGGCUGGAGAGGCAAAAAGCGGAGCAGGAAAAGGCUGCUCUUCAGAAACGGGCUGCUGAGGCUCUUUCAGCUGCCAAGAAUGCUGCAGAGUUGCAGGAGUCAGUGCUGAAAACACCAGGAGGGAAAGCGGCAGCAACAGGACUCAAUGUGACUGUGGAUGUGGAGAAGUCUCCACAGUCCUAUGAGAUCACUCCAAAAGGCAGAAGCAAGCCUGCUGUCAAAAACCCUGAUGAUUAUGGGAUGGACCAGAACAGUGACGACUCCACUGAUGAUGAAUCGGCUCCUCGAAAACCCAUCCCAUCUUGGGCUGAGGGUCGGCAACUCCAGCAGGCCAUGCUCCAGCAGUACUUCAAUCCUAUUGAUGUGGACUCCUAUUUUGGAGAGAUUGAAGCUCCCAAACUGGAGCGAAUAUUUCGCAAAAGCAAACCGCGUUACUUCAAACGCACAAGCUCUGCAGUGUGGCAGUCCCCUCCCCGGGCAGAGGCCGCAGCCUUCUAACGUGCCGUAUUUGUCUUUUUCUUAGUCUUGUCCUAGACUUUCUGAAUUUUUUAAAUGUUUCACUUGAAUAAAGUCUUGUAUUUUGUAUAGCUUUAGAAUGGACUUAUAUUUUAUUUGGAAAUUAAUGUAAAAUUACUCAUUUGAUCAUACUGUAUUUUCAAUGUGGUGUUUUAAAGCAUUUUUUAUGUUAAAAGGAGAGUCAAACAUUACAGCGCUUGUUCUAUGCGCCCUGAAAGGUGAAAUAUAACAUUAAAAGACAAGUUCCAAAUCAUUGUGUUAAACGUGGUGAGAAGCAGAUAAAGGAAACCAACUGCCAAUAGCAGUCCAGCUGGUUCAGUUUGCACUUUUUUAAAUUAAAAGUGCAGAAACUUCAUUUGGGGGUAAUUUUCUAAGGUCCUUCCUGCUCAGCAAAGACUGAAAAAAGAAGGGAGGAAGAAAUGCACAAGGAACAGAGUACAUAGAACAAAGUUAGCAGCUCUAAUAG